Molecule: messenger RNA, 5793 nt
Organism: Nematolebias whitei (Rio pearlfish)
Lineage: Eukaryota; Metazoa; Chordata; Actinopteri; Cyprinodontiformes; Rivulidae
Gene: mtmr3
Product: myotubularin related protein 3
Exons: 18
Coding region: 54-3731 (1225 amino acids)
Biological process (GO): regulation of autophagy; dephosphorylation
Molecular function (GO): metal ion binding; protein phosphatase binding; phosphatidylinositol-3,5-bisphosphate 3-phosphatase activity
Source: RefSeq, a predicted model, not a curated record
CAGAUCGAGGCCGAAGUUCCUUGUUGGGUGACCCACACUCCAUUGCAGGGGCCAUGGAGGAGGAGGGGCAGCAGAGCCUGAAGUGUAUCCAGGCCAAUCAGAUCUUCCCCAAGAAGUCCCCUGUCCUGGAGGAAGAAAACUUGCAGGUGCCCUUUCCUGAGCUGCACGGGGAGUUCACAGAGUAUGUGGGGAGAGCAGAGGACGCCAUCAUCGCCAUGUCCAACUACCGCCUGCACAUCAAGUUCAAAGAGUCUGUUGUCAAUGUCCCCCUGCAGCUGAUUGAGUGUGUGGAGUGUCGGGAUAUGUUCCAGCUUCACGUCACCUGUAAGGACUGUAAAGUAGUCCGGUGUCAGUUCUCCACCUUUGAGCAGUGUCAGGAGUGGCUCAAACGCCUCAAUGCCAUAGUGCACCCUCCCUCUCGCUUGGAGGACCUCUUUUCCUUUGCCUUCCAUGCUUGGUGCAUGGAGGUGUAUGCUGGAGAGAAGGAGCAGCACGGGGAGCUGUGCAGGCCAGGAGAACACGUGACCUCAUGGUUCAAGAACGAGGUGGAGAGGAUGGGGUUUGACACUCAGAAUGCUUGGAGAAUCUCUGACAUCAACAGCAAGUUCAGGCUUUGCCCCAGCUAUCCUCAGCAGCUCUUGGUGCCAGCUUGGAUCACCGACAAGGAGCUGGAAAAUGUGGCUGCCUUCCGCUCCUGGAAAAGGUUUCCUGCUGUGAUUUAUAGACACCAAAGCACAGGAGCUGUGAUCGCCCGCUGUGGCCAACCAGAGGUCAGCUGGUGGGGCUGGAGGAACGCCGAUGAUGAACACUUGGUCCAGUCCAUUGCUAAGGCCUGCGCUGUGGACAGCUGCUCCCACAAACACCUCCCCAACGGAAGCUGUUCCAACGGAGCAGCCCUGCCCGAUACAGAUUUUGAAUCCUCUAUGACCAACAGCUCUGAAGUGGAGACACUGGCCAUCCAGCCCCACAAGUUACUGAUCCUGGAUGCCCGGUCCUAUGCUGCAGCAGUAGCAAACAGAGCCAAGGGGGGAGGCUGUGAAUGUCCAGAGUACUAUCCCAACUGUGAGGUGGUGUUUAUGGGAAUGGCCAACAUCCACACCAUUCGCAAGAGUUUCCAGUCUUUGCGUUUCCUCUGUACUCAGAUGCCUGAUCCCGCCAACUGGCUUUCUGCACUGGAGAGCACCAAGUGGCUGCAGCACCUAUCCCUGCUUCUUAAGGCGGCCCUGCUGGUGGUCAAUGCAGUGGACCGAGACCACAGGCCCGUCUUGGUGCAUUGCUCCGAUGGCUGGGACCGCACACCUCAGAUUGUGGCUCUGUCCAAACUACUUUUGGACCCUUACUACCGCACCACUGAGGGCUUCCAGGUUUUAGUGGAGACAGAAUGGAUGGACUUUGGCCACAAGUUUGCUGACCGCUGUGGUCACGGAGAAAACUCUGAGGACCUGAAUGAGCGCUGUCCUGUCUUCCUGCAGUGGUUGGACUGUGUUCAUCAGCUGCAGAGACAAUUCCCAUGCUCCUUUGAGUUUAACGAGGCCUUUCUGGUGAAGCUGGUGCAGCACACCUACUCCUGUCUGUUCGGCACCUUCCUGUGCAACAGUGGUAAAGAACGGGAGGACCGCCACGUUCAGGAGAGGACCUGCUCAGUCUGGUCACUGGUCAGACCAGCCAACCGUUCGCUGAGGAACAUGCUGUACUCCUCUCACUCAGAUUCCGUUCUCCACCCAGUCUGUCAAGUACGGAACCUGAUGUUGUGGACAGCAGUUUACUUGCCUAGCUCUUCCCCGACCACCCCCUCUGAUGACUCCUGCGCCCCCUAUCCAGUGCCCGGUGCAAACUCGGAGGAUGCGCCCCUGGGCAGGCGUACCAAAACUCGAUCUUUUGACAACUUGCCCAGUGCGUGUGAGCUGGGAGGCUUGCUGGCUCCCAACCGCCGUUCCAGUGAUCCGAGCCUCAAUGAGAAGUGGCAGGACCACCGGCGCUCUCUGGAGCUCAACAUAGCAGUGGGGCCCGAGGGAGGGGGCAAUCAGGAUCCAGAGGUGCAGCCUAAUGGAGAGGGCUCUUUUUCAGAUGGACUGGACGAUGGCAUACAGUCGCAGGAACCCCAGGCUGUGCUCAGACAGAAUUUCUCUGUGGAGUCCGCCGGAGAGGAUACAGAGGAGGCAGAGCUCUCUGUGGCCAUGGGUGUUGCUGAGGGCCAAAUGGAGAAUAUUCUGCAGGAAGCCACAAAAGAGGAAGCGGGAGCAGAUGCACAGGGGGAAAGAAGUGCUGCUCCGUCCAAUGUUGUUAUUGUUGCGGACGUCAAAGUCAACACUGAUGUAAAUGCUGAGGAGGAGCAUCAGGUCACAAUUACCAAUGGGUCUGAGAGGCAGAGAGAAAUCCUUGCUAAUGGUUACCUUCCUGAAGAUGGUGUAACAGAGGCAGAGGAGGAUGGUGACUCUGCCCCUCUACCUCCACAGAACGAAGAGGGACUUAAGCAGGCUGCUGAGGGGACUCCAGAGGGUCUGGUGAAGGAGAACGUAAAGGUUCAAGAGGAGCCAGAGCAUGGCCUCAGUAAGUCCAGCUUCGGUAAACCAGAGCAACCUGCAGUCCAAAGAACUAUAAUUAAUGGCUUUGUGGACAGCCCCCCUGAGGAGCUGGGCAUAGACGAGUCCUGCUCUGUUGCUGAAUUUGGACAUGCUGUCUCGGAGCCAGGGGAGCAGGUGGGUAAGGGGGCUUCCCUGAUGGAGAGCUCCACAGAGACUUUAACUGAAGAAGCCUGCAGCAAAUCGGACAGCCCCGCACAACAAACUGUUUAUUUAAGCCAUCAGCCCUGCAGUGAUGGCAGGAGCCAACACACUUGCUCCAUGAAAGUGAGAGGGGUGGAGACAGGUGAGCACAGCUUCAGCAGAACUUUAAACGGGGGCAGCAAGCAAACCUCCGUCAGUGCCUUUCAGUCUGCAAGUGCUGAGCUCAGCAGAGAUGGGCUGUGUAAUGGGGACACCUCUGAUGGAGACCACUGUGUAGGACCUCACUGGUUGAAAGGAAACGGGGAGAGGGCUACUCUGAGUCGACAAGUGUCCCUAGCAAGUUGCAACUCCUUGAUCCUUCAUCUUCGAGGCAGCUGCUCUCAGCAUCGCUGCUGCCAUGCCGUGCUGAGCAAGACCACCGUCAGCCCUGAGCAGCCGUCUCGAAGCCACCUGGAUGAUGAUGGGCUGACUCUGCACACAGAUGCUAUCCAGCAAAGGCUGAGGCAGAUUGAGGCAGGGCACCAGAUGGAGGUGGAGACUCUGAAGAAGCAGGUACAGGAGCUGUGGAGCCGCCUGGAGAAUCAACAGCAUGCCAACUCCCACAGGAUUAAUGGAGACGUGGGAGACGAGGUGACCUCAAUGAUAGACUCAGAGUACAGCUGCGAUCCAAACUGUUUGUCACGCUGCAGCACAGAACUUUUCUCAGAAGCCAGCUGGGAGCAGGUGGACAAGCAGGACACUGAGGUCACUCGGUGGUACCCUGAUCAUUUGGCUGCACAUUGUUACGGCUGUGAAAGCAGGUUUUGGCUUGCUACCAGGAAACAUCACUGCAGGAACUGUGGUAACAUAUUCUGCGCCAGCUGUUGCGACCAAAAGACACCAGUGCCAAGCCAGCAGCUGUUCGAGCCCAGCCGUGUGUGCAAGAACUGCUACAGCAGCCUCCAGGUCAGCUCGGCUCCUCUAGACCUGGAGCUGGAGACGCCCAUCGCCGCCAGCUCCAACUGAGGAGCACCCAACCAGAGCGCAGGAGAGCUGGGCCGAGCUGCUGACGCAAGCGCACGGGAGCUACGCACAUUGUCCCAUAUGCUUUGAUUGAUUGUGUGCUGCUGAGAUGCAAUUUAAAGUAAAUGUACAGAGGAUGGUGUGCUCGCAGAGUAUUCUGAAGGGUGUGAGUGAGUGAGUGAGUGAAAGAAAGGGUUAGCAGCAGCGAUGGAACUGCACUCCAAGGACAGAGGAGCAAAGAAUGGAGUAUGUGGGGUUUAAGAGCAGGCACUCUAGUCACGUCUCUUCACAUGAUAAAGGUUUGUGUGGUCUGUGCCCCACACACACACACACACACACACACACACAUUUUAAUUCAACCCACUGAGGACCAUCAUGCCUGUUAGGAGCUCUGAUGUUUCUGUAGAGGUGGACAAUGAAUCAGUGUCCCACUGGUACAAAAUGUGUCACAGAUGUUGUGAAGAUAAAAACGCGUCAACAGGUCAGUUCACCCAAACGACCAAAGAAGAAGAAGCCGAAUAUAAAAAGUCAGGAAUUUGAAGGAAAACGAACUUUAGCAAGAGUUUGAUAUAUUUAUUGGGACCGGCUGUUUAAAGUCCAGAUCCACAGCCUUCUGUCUCAAGUUCUUCAGACUGGAUCAUUGGGUCCAGGGAUGAUUGUGUUUCUUCUUUAUCUGGAUUGAGUGAACUGAUCUGGUGUCAGUCCUCACUGACAUUCUUGUCCAUAUGUUUUGUCUAAAACGCCAACAGACGUUGAGAUGAAGUCCACAGUGAGGAGAGGUUCGACCCACCGUACGUUAACACUUUGGGGUUAUUUAAAGUACCACCGUUAUUUUACAAGAUCUGACAACAAGUAGUUUCUCUAGCAGAGCGUCUGGUUGAGGCUAGCUGGCAGUUGUUGUUCGCAUGCGGAGGCUCCACAAGGUCUUGCCAUGUUGGUGAUGUCUCCAGCCUCUAGUGGCUCGACGUCCUGUCUGGAUUUAUUCAGAACAAUCUGUGGGACCGACUCUUUCUCCUAAUGAGCAUGAAGUCGUUGCCGUGUUGCUCUAACUCCUCUCAGUUGUGUCGUGGGCGUCUCCACCCUGUCGGAGCAGAAGCUGUAUUUAGAGCCCUGUAGCAUGUGAGGCUCAGUUUCCAGGUCCAGAACCAGUCGUGUUAACAAACAGCUCCACAUCUGCCUGACUGGAUCUCAGACGUGCACUCCAGCAGAUCAGACCAUGAGUGCAGGGUUGGCUGCAGAGAAAGAUGAAGUUCAGCGUGCAGUGUAGGAAGCUGUGCACUAAAAAUCAGAUUGGAGUUUUGAAACGUGGCCUCCUGACUCACUGGCCACAGACACUCGGGGUUCAGUGAGACUCUGUAUUUUGCUAUUUUAAAUGUUUGCAUCAGUGCCAGCUGAGUAAGAUGUUUCAUUUGGAAGACUGGAGACGAUUGAAUCUCUAUGGUCUGAUACUUUUCUGCCUGUUUGUUGGCAGAGUGGAUGUGAAGACCCCAGACAAGAUGCAGGUAGUUCAUCACCUUUACGCCCUGGACUCUCAGCACUCCGUAGAUUAAUAAGCUUUUCACCUGCUGGCACUGGGAGCUGGACACGUGUCCACUCCUCUGCUGGAAGUCAGAUUUAGAAGAUGGACUCCUGGUUCACCCUUCUCUUAGAUUUCCAAGCUUGGAGGACGUCAGCGGCAGCAGAAAGGGCUCUUCUCGUUUUCCUAAAAGUCUGUAAAGUCACAAGAGCUCGGUCAGUGAGACGUUCAAUGACCUCCUUGCACACACACCGACGACGCGCACAGUUUUUUUGUAAAGUAAAUGAAUAAAAUAAUAUAUUCAGAUAUCUAUAUAUAGCAUUUAAGAAAACUGUAUAGAAUCCUGAAGUAGUGGCUCUUAUUCAGUCACUUCUUUAUUUUCUUUGUUUUCUGUUCAUAGUUGCAGGAAAAAAAACAAAAAAACAUAUAUAUAUAUAUAUAUAUAUAUAUAUAGCAGCCUGUUGUUGGAGACAGCAGGUGUUUUGAUAGAAAAGCAGGUUGUCCUGUUCUGAUGCUGCAGUGGUUUUUCUUUUUUUAAUGAGAUCUUGA